AUCUCGAAAGAUCAAGACGCAAGAUUAGGCGGGAUAGAAGGGGCAUUAAGAGGCCAUUCUGGAUUGGUGGAGAGUGGGUUGGAUCCAAUAGAGGGGAAGAAAAACGGGAAGAUGGAGGCGUUAUAUAGGAAGAGGGGACGGGAUGAGAAGAGG
This is a messenger RNA of Lindgomyces ingoldianus, 153 nucleotides long. RefSeq lists its product as uncharacterized. The annotation marks the transcript as partial. Lineage: Eukaryota; Fungi; Ascomycota; Dothideomycetes; Pleosporales; Lindgomycetaceae. The transcript has a single exon. The record is from RefSeq and is a predicted model, not a curated record.